Naegleria fowleri is the source of this 2931-nucleotide messenger RNA. RefSeq lists its product as uncharacterized. Gene Ontology annotation, cellular component: nucleus. The coding region runs from base 1 to 2931 and encodes 976 amino acids. NCBI's taxonomy places the organism in Eukaryota, Heterolobosea, Eutetramitea, Acrasida, Naegleriidae. Gene Ontology annotation, molecular function: ATP binding; DNA binding; ATP-dependent chromatin remodeler activity. The transcript has 2 exons. The record is from RefSeq and is a predicted model, not a curated record.
AUGACUUGCUUUCAGAAACGACUCUCUCCCAAAUCAUCAAAUCAUGGCCGUGAUGAUCAUCAACAACAGAAUCUGGCAUCCAAAAGAGUGAAAUCCGAUGAAGAAGAAACCAUUGACACCUCCGAUGAAGAAAAUGAUGAUGAAAUGGAAUCCGAUGAUGAGACUCAAAUCAACUCAAAGGCUCAUCAAGUCGAUGUCAUUCUCAAAGUAACUUCUAGAACUAUCACAUUAUUCAACAAGGCAAACAAAGUCAUUUCCAUUCCUAACGAUGAUGAAAACAAAUUGCAGUAUGGAAUUACUGAUAAAUUAAUUGAAGAAUACAAUCAUAGAAUUGAAAACAAAUAUUUAAUGAUGACAAGUGAUGAAUCAUCUCCGGAGAAGACUUUUGAUGAAACAGACAUGUCUAUUUUCCUCUCUACCAUGUAUAGUGAUCAUAGUGGUCUUUCUCUUCAUAAAUAUCAAAAAGAAGGAGUCAUGUGGUUAUUGAAAAAUUAUUUGGAAAAGAAGAAUGUCAUACUUGCAGAUGAUAUGGGUAUUGGCAAAACCGUUCAAGUCAUUUCAACUAUUAAUUAUUUAAUGAAUUUUGAAAAUAUCAAAGGACCUUUUCUCAUUGUAGUACCCAAAUCUAUUCUAGGAAAUUGGGUCAAUGAAUUUAAAAAAUGGCAACUUGAAACAAUCAAUGUUCUUGCAUAUUAUGGAACUAUUGAAAAGAAGAGAGCUCUACAAAAAUAUGCUAUAUUUUUAGAUGAAUCGAUUCAAAAUAGAUAUCUAUUACCUAAUGUUGUAAUUACAACAAAAGAAUCAAUUACUCGACAACAUUUAUUUGACACAAUCCAUUGGAAAUAUGUAGUGAUUGAUGAAGCUCAUUUCCUAUCGAAUCAAAAUAGUAAGGUUUACAAAAAGAUGAAACUACUCAAAGCUGAAGCCAUGCUUUUACUCACUGGAACUCCACUUCAAAAUAAUUUAACACAAUUUUUUUCUCUAUUGAAAUUUUUAAAUCAAACAAAACCUUUCAACGACUCUCUCAAAGAAUUCAAAAAAUUAUAUGAAUCGAAUAUCAAGGAAUUUGGGUCAAGAAUCAAAGAAAUAAUGCUUAGAAGAAGCAAAGAAGAAGUAUUAAAUAAUGUCAUCAAACCCAAAGAAGAAUAUAUUCUAUUAUUAGAACCCACUCCUCUUCAAGAAGAUUGUUUUCGAGUGGUAAGAGAAGAAAUGGAAGAAGAAGAAAAUUCAGAGAAUACUCUUCAACAUGUGAUUGAUUGUAUGAAAAUUGCAAAUCAUCCUUUUAUUUAUUUGUUAGAUAAGAGUGAGAAUCGAGUUUUCAAUCAUUCUCAUCGUCAUUCCUAUCAUCAUUCAUCGAUGGAUCCAAUCUUUAACUCUCACUACUAUUCUAAAUUUCUCUCUACUCUCACUCGUGAAUUCAUGUUAAAGAAAGUGAUUCAAACGAGUAGCAAAUUUAUUGUAUUAGAUUAUUUACUUGAAAAACAUUUCAUUGAACAAAAUAAGGUGGUUAUAUUUAGUCAAUAUACUACCACACUUGACAUGAUUGAAUAUUAUCUCAUUUGUAAGAAUUAUCGAUAUCAGAGAUUAGAUGGAAGCAAAUCCAUGGAAGAACGUGAAAUUUCUAUUGAAAGCUUUCAACAUGAAAAUUCUCAAGAUUUUGUAUUUCUCUUAAGCACAAAAGCAGGUGGUUUGGGAUUGAAUUUAGUCUCUGCCAAUGUUGUCAUUGAAUUUGACAUGAUGUGGAAUCCACACAAUGAUGAUCAAGCGACGAAUCGAUGUCACCGAAUUGGUCAAACAAAAACAGUUUAUGUUUACAAAUUUUUGAUAAGAAAUUCUAUUGAAGAAAAAGUAUUAGAAUUUGCUCAUGAAAAGCUCACAAUGGCCACUAAAGUAUCUUCUCAUAUGAAAAGAAAUUCAUCCAUUGAUGUUGAUUAUUAUAAUAGCAAUAUCCUAAGUAGAAUGAAAAAUAAGGAAUUGAAAGCAAUUUUACAACAAAAGAAGAAACACAAAGAUUAUUAUUCCAUCUCAACCAUGUAUACUCAAUGGAAUGAAUAUGAUUAUCAAAGUCAAUUUCUGAAUUUAACUUUGGAUCAUGUAUUUACAUGGUACAGCAAGGAUGAUAUUCAAUCUCUCAUUUCCAUCUAUCAAAAGUAUCCCAAUAUUGAAUACUUGUUGAAUAACAACAAUGUGAAGAAUACAAACAAUGAGAAACGCAAUCGUCCACACCAUCAUUCUCAAUCUCGUUCACAUCAUCAAUCUCAUCGAUGGAAUCACUGGAGUGGAGAUUUAAUUCACAUUUAUCAUUCAAAAUUUUUAGAAGAAAUGUUAAUAGAAUUGAAUGAUAAGAUUGUGUCCAUGACAUUAAAUCAUCAUGGGAAAUCUCUACAAGGUAAAAUGAUGGCACAACAACACUCAUCAUUCAGCACCUCAUUUUGCAACAUUGAGAAUGUCAAUGAUUUUCUCGUUACUCCAUUUCGUACAUUCCUUCAAAUACAUGAAUAUUAUACAGAUGAAGAUUUUGAACAAGUUUUAAAGAGUGGAUGUAAAUCAACAAGGAAUAGACAAUUUCUAGAAACUCUAACACCACUCUUGUCUCAAGAAGAAUUAGAAAUACUCUUUGACAAGUAUUUGGAUUUGAAACACAUGGUUGAGAAAAUUCAAGAAUUAACUCUUUGUCAUGAAAUUUCUGAUCGUGACUAUCUGAAACAAAUGGUUCAAUUAUUAUUAGAAUUAGGUGAAUGUGUGUCCAAACAUUUCCACAAACCUUAUCAUGUCAAACAAGUGUGGGAAUUUAUUCAAAAACAUUUGAACAUUACGGAUGACAUGUAUCAAGUGUAUUUGUCAGUCAUGGAACAAAGAAAAGAAGGACAUCCAAAUUACUCAAACAAGACCUCCAAUCAUUCAAGGAAGAAGAAAUUGUCGAAGAGAUGA